Molecule: messenger RNA, 3256 nt
Organism: Mya arenaria
Lineage: Eukaryota; Metazoa; Mollusca; Bivalvia; Myida; Myidae
Product: deoxynucleoside triphosphate triphosphohydrolase SAMHD1-like
Exons: 16
Coding region: 385-2193 (602 amino acids)
Biological process (GO): dGTP catabolic process
Cellular component (GO): nucleus
Molecular function (GO): protein binding; dGTPase activity
Source: RefSeq, a predicted model, not a curated record
UUGUUUACGAGUGCGUGAGUGUCGCUCUCUAUCUAUCGACGUGACACCUACUGGUAUCCAAUACACAGGGGAAAAGAAGUUUGAAGUUAAAGAAGAAGAGGUUUUUAACAAGAGCGAUGAAGAGAAGAGUCAUAUACUAGACAAUUUGAACAUUGACGAAUCCAAUAUACGAGAUGAAAGUCAGGAAAAUGAAUUAAUUGAACUAUUUAGGAAACACAUAGAUAUGCAUGUUUUUCAUUUGCAUUUCAUAUUCAUUCAGAAUGAAACGAUUUGUGAUCGAAAAUAAUCUCCGAAUAAUGAACACACAUACAGUUGUCCUUUAAUACGCCUAAGCACCAUGCAUGCGCACUAUCAUUAAGCUUUUAUUUCUCACCAACAGUAACCAUGACAUCCCAGUCACACCAUAUGGAUGUGGGGCUUGUAUCUUCACAAGAGUCAGAAAGCGAACCACCGCACAAAAGACCUCGUUUGGACGACGAACAUUUGAAAUGGGAUGUAGAAACAGUUGCUGUAAAGCUUAAACAAGCGGGUCUGGAUAAAGUUGCCGACAAUUUUCGUGAGAAAGGUAUAGCUGGCGAUACGCUGACACUGAUUGAAGACAAUGAUUUUGAACCAAUGGGAGUUACAGACUGGACCGAAAAACUGAAAUUACGGAAGUUUAUUCGCACACUAAAGAUACCUCCUUUUCCUUUACUAGGACGAAAGGUGUUCAACGACCCAGUUCACGACCAUAUAGAUCUUCAUCCACUGUGUGUUAAGAUAAUCGACACUCCGGAAUUCCAGCGUCUUCGAUUCAUAAAACAACUCGGCACCAGCUAUUUCGUUUAUCCAGGGGCAUCCCACAACAGAUUUGAGCAUAGCUUGGGGGUGUGUCAUCUAGCAGGUCAACUCCUUCGCGCAAUACGCCAACGUCAACCAGAACUGGACAUAACAGACGUGGAUGUUCUCUGUGUUGAAAUAGCAGGCUUGUGUCAUGACCUUGGUCAUGGCCCGUUUUCUCAUUUUUUCGAUGCCUUCAUAUCAAUUGUGUCGCCUGAUGCCAACUGGAAGCAUAAAGAUACAUCGAAAAGAAUGUUCAAAUACCUUGUGGAGCAGAACCAGUUGACUGCAGAAUUUGAGAAAUAUGACUUGACGGCUGGUGACCUGACUUUUAUAGAGGAAAUAAUCGCUGGACCCCAUUUCAAAGACGUAUGUGUGGGAAGAACAAAAGAUAAAAGCUUCUUGUACGAGAUCGUUGCCAAUAAGCGAAAUGGAAUUGAUGUAGACAAAUGGGACUACUUUGCACGUGACUGCCUCAUGCUGGGAAUCAGAAACAAUUUUGAUUACACACGCUUUAUACAUUUUGCACGUGUUUUAGAAGUUAAUGAUGAAUAUCAAAUCUGUACACGAGAUAAGGAUUCCGAGACACUGUAUGACAUGUGUCAUAAACAUCAGACGUUACAUCGCAUAGCUUAUAGCCACAAAACAUCGAACAUCAUCCAAAAAAUGGUGACUGAUGCCUUCGUAGGAGCCAAUAAACAUAUCGAGUUUGUUGGAGAAAAUAGUAAACCGGUCAAAAUGUCAGAGGCCAUUAAUGACAUGAAAGCCUUCAGUCAGAUGACAGAUCACGUUUUCAAUCUUAUACGGAAUUCAACGGACCCAAAACUGGAAAAAUCAAGGGACAUUUUAACAAACGUUUUGAAGCGCAAGUUGUACAAGUGUGUGGGACAAACGCAAGCUAAGGAAAAGCAAAUGAAGAAGGAGGAGGACAAACAACAGAUGAUCAAAGAGAUGUUCGAACUUAUGGACAGCGAUGAGUACGAAUACUCACCAUUGAAGAGAUUGGGCGAUCAUGGCAUUGUUCUUCUGUUUGUAGAUUUAGACCAUGGUAUGAACGAAAAAAAUCCCAUUGAGAACACGAUGUUUUAUUGCAAGGAAAGGCCCAACGAAGCUUUCAAAAUUGGUCGCGAGCAGGAAUCGAACUUUCUGCCCGUAUUGUUCAAGGAACAAGCAAUUCGCGUUUACUCGAAAGCAGAUGACCAGCGCUCCCAGAAAAUGGUUAGGGAUGCUUUUGUGUGUUGGUGCGAAACACACAGAUAUCCAACACCAAAGGGUGUACAAGCCGCCAAUAGAAAUAUUCAGCAGGCAAAUGAAGCGGAACAAGAACAGCAUCAACAAAGGAGCAAGAUCAAACAAGAACAAAAUAUGCAAUAAAACAACGCAGCUAUCAGCUAUGUGCAUUUGUCUCAGCAAUGCCCCUUUCUAUGUUUUGUAUUCACGGGGAUUAAGACAAAGUGGACAUUUUGCCGAAAACCUAAUUCAAAGUACUGGAGCUGGAAACACUGUCAAAAUCCCGGACCAAUUUUAAUCCACAUGUUGCAGUUUCAAUGGAGUCUGUCGCGAAUCGCCUGUCUAAAAUGUCACAAAUGCAUGCCACCACAAAAUAAACCGGGUUACCCCUUCUUAGGUUUAAUUUGGAAACCAAAACGCCUCACCCGCUGUUAAAAUCUCACAAGUGCAUGCCACCACAAAAUCAACCCUUUUGAAAGGUUUAUUUGGAAACUGGAACGCUACCCCCGUUGGCUAAAAUCUCAUAAAUGCAUGCGUCCACAAAACAAAACCUCUUUCAGGUUUUAUUUGGAAACUGGAACGUUACCCCCGCUGUCUAAAAUGUCAUAAAUGCAUACCGACACAAAAACAACACCAUUCCAAGGUUUAUUUGAAAACUGUAACGCUACACAUGAAGAGAAUAUCAGUUGUUUUUAACGCUUUUGGUAUUACGGUGUUUUUCUUUUUCUUUUUCUAUUACAGUAUAACAUUAUUUUUUAAGAUAUAUUUAGAUAUACACAUGCAAUAAGAAUAUGUGUAUUUCUUUGAAUUGUCCUGUUUAUCGCUUGAAUGUUGUCGUCCUUGUUGUCUUCGUCGAUAUGAAAUCAAACAUUUGACUCCGACUUGAAAGUCAUUAAUGAUAUGAUACACAUAUAAUUUGGAAUUGAUAUGGAUGCUAUGGCAAUACGCACAUACCUUUUAAGAAUCACAAAUCUGGUAAAAUAUUACUCAAACAUGUUUUCUUUUGUAAAAUGAGAACACCGGAUCGGUUACAAUUAUUUGUGACUACAUAAGUACAACUGUUAAUAUACAUGUGUGUCUCACUAAUAUGCGCUUGUGCUUCAUUUUAUGUACAUAUAUUUGCUCUGCGAACGUUCCAGCUAUUUGUAUAUCUAACGUUGAAAUGUCUUGUAUUUUAUAUGUAUUAAAAUUAUGUUCUAAAUGUUGA